Rhizophagus irregularis DAOM 181602=DAOM 197198 is the source of this 621-nucleotide messenger RNA. Lineage: Eukaryota; Fungi; Glomeromycota; Glomeromycetes; Glomerales; Glomeraceae. The record is from RefSeq and is a predicted model, not a curated record.
AUGACACAGUCAUGGUCUCAAGAAGAGUUGAAUGUUCGACGAAGAGUGGUUCAAUUUUUUAAAACUAGAGUAAAAAAACGAAUUAUGGCUUUUUUUAAAGCCGUUGAUCCAAUUGAACGGCCUAAAAAUGGUAUUUUUAUUUCCUGCCUUUAUUGGUAUGAUAAGAAAAUACAAUGUGACAAAUGGUAUUUUACUUCAACGGAUUACCUAAAUUUACUUGAAAGUCUAACAGGAAUUAGACUUACUUCAGAUGAAAAGAAUCGAAUUCGUCGUAAUCUUGAAGAAUAUAAACCAAUAACAGUUGGUAAAAAUAAGAAUGAUAGUGAUGAAAUAUAUAAAGAUUUAAUGUCUUAUUCAUUUGCAAAACCAAGAAAUACUGAAAAAGAUAUUAAACUCUAUGAAUGGAGGUAUCUGUUGCCUGCUAUUGAAAAAAUCAUUAAAAAAUAUUCAGCAUUUCGCAAUUGGACAAAAUUUAUUGAUAUAUUAUCUGUUAUGUUUUUAAUAAUAUAUUGUCUAUCUGCCAUGUCACGUGUAAUGGCCAAUGAGAUUUUAGAAUUAGAUGUAACACAAUUAUCAAUGACUUUAGUUUUUACUUUUCAUAAUAAAGAAUGCUUAUUGUGA